Eutrema salsugineum is the source of this 825-nucleotide messenger RNA. RefSeq lists its product as uncharacterized. NCBI's taxonomy places the organism in Eukaryota, Viridiplantae, Streptophyta, Magnoliopsida, Brassicales, Brassicaceae. Bases 79 to 720 code for a protein of 213 amino acids. The record is from RefSeq and is a predicted model, not a curated record. The transcript has 2 exons.
UGACAACAAACAAUACAUUCAUCGUAAGUCAUUUAUAACUCUCUCCCUUCUCACUCUAGAAUUGAUCCAUUGAGGAAUAUGGAGAGACAACAGAAUUAUCUACUUAAUUGGGUUCACCAAAACCAGUGUGGUAUAAAGACAAUAGAAGAGCUAAGACAUUCACUUCUGCACACAACAAUGGAGUUAGAACAAACAAGAAUUGUGGCACAAGAAGAACUCAAUACCAAAGACGACCAGAUAAUGCAGCUCAAAGAUCUCCUCAACAAAGCUACCAAAGAGAAAGAUGAAGCACAAGAGAAGUACAAGAAGCUUCUUCUUGGCCAAAACUUCAUCCUUCAACACAAAGCAGGUGAGGAACAAGAUCCAAACAUCAAUGGGUUUCCUUCAUCAGACGGCGAAGAAAGCAUCGUCUCAUCUUUCGAACCGCCGGUGCAAGAGUUAGAUUUUCCGGAGACGUCAUUACCGGAGAAAGGGAAGCUUUUAAAAGCGGUUUUGAAAGCAGGGCCUUUGCUUCAGACUCUGCUUUUGGCUGGACAGCUUCCACAAUGGCGUCAUCCACCGCCGCAGCUUGAAUCAUUUGAGAUUCCACCGGUGAUUAUUCCUGAAGCAACACCAUUGUCACAAAGUAGCUGUGGGAAUAAUCUAAACAGGAAGAGGGUUCACUGUGAUGAGUCUAAUUCCAAAAGAGAGGCAAAGUACCAAAGGCUCCUCUUGCCUUGAUUGUUGAUGUAUUCACAUUCUGAUUCAAGCAUGAAGAUGUAUAGAAAAGAGUUCACUUUUCUUUGUAUUCUUUCAAUUAAGGGUCAUUGAAUGCCAAAAGCAUUG